Molecule: messenger RNA, 2143 nt
Organism: Juglans regia (Persian walnut)
Lineage: Eukaryota; Viridiplantae; Streptophyta; Magnoliopsida; Fagales; Juglandaceae
Exons: 4
Coding region: 156-1889 (577 amino acids)
Source: RefSeq, a predicted model, not a curated record
CCCUUGGCCUUCACUGUCUCUGGGGUGCAAAAAAGACAUUCGAGCUCUUUUUACUUUGCCACCACAGCUCUUUCUCGCCGAAAUGAGUGUUACGGCAUUGCAGCUGCAGCAGUGACUUUGCCCUUUACCCACCAAAAUAAGCAUCAGUCAGUGCCAUGGAAAACAUGAGGAAGGAUCAAGAACAUGACACAAAUGUGCUCUUGAAUGAAUAUGAGCAUGAACAGACAAAGGAAGACCAGAGCCAGCCCAAUGUUGCACUUGCUACAAAGACUGAAAGCCCUUUGCAGGAUAAUGCACAAUCCCUAAAUCAGCAGCACUCACCAGUUCUACAAUGGCCAUACACAGCUCAACAAGCUGUGGAGCAGUCCCCAUUAGUUUCUAAACCCUGUCCUCCCACUCAAUCGUCCUCACCUAUCAUCCAGAACCAAUGGCAGCAAUUACUAAAUCUUCAACAGAAUCCUACUAGCCACCAGGCCCACCAUGGACAGCCAAUGCAUUUUGUUCAACCAACAUCGCCCUUUUGGCUGCCCCAGCAUCCUGCUUACGUGUUGCCUGGAGUGAAUGCACCCUGUACAUUUUCGCCACUCACUCCCCUUGGAACACCUGACGUGAGCUGGCAAGCUCCUGGUGCUUUAGAAGGAGGAACUCCAUCUACAAACCAACCCCAUAUUCCCAAUUGCUGUUAUCAAGUUGGAUACACAUAUCAAGGCUUUCCAGGUCCUUGGGAUCACUCUUCUUGGUGGGGUCAAGGGCAACAAUCCCAGCCUCCUUGCACUUACAGUUUCCCGGGAGCAUGUGGCUUUUUUCCUUUGCCACCUCCACAAUUGUCUAAUCAUGCAGCAUCCCUUGGACAACCCUUCCAGAGAGGAUUCAUCAGGCUUCCAACAAACCUUUCCCAGAAGCAUCAGCAACUCUGGGAUUCUCAAUCAGCCGAGAAUGUUCAGCUAUGGAAUGCAAUUAAUCUUUUGCAAUCCGAAAUAGCUGAUUACAAGAAUCGGUUAAUGAAGCUUGAAGUGGCAGUCUCAUCUCAGAAACCAACAGUGGAAGAGCCUACUGCUCAAGUUACUGGGAGUGGUUCAGCUCAACAACCAUUAAAGAGAGGAAGACCGAAGAGAAAAUUGAUGAAUGCACUAACUUCUCCAAGUGAGUCUAAUCCCCAAGAUCAAUGUAGAAAGCUUCCAUCAUUUAGAGCUCUAUCCGGAAGUAAAUCAAUCAUUUUUGAGAAAGUUAUCCUUAGAAAGGUUGAAGAUAAAGAAAAAGUAUCUUGCGUGUCUCCCAUUACAGAGCAAGAAAACAUUGAAAAGAUCUCCAAUAUUGUGACACCUCACACUAUUGGCAACUCGAAGAUCAAUGGAAACAAUCAGAUGAUGCCUGCAUUCCAAAAUCAUGUUCAUCGGGAAUUUUCUGGAGUCCAAAGAAGUGGAUUUGGUCUUAGUUCCUCUUCAGAAUUGAAGAGUAUUGAUGAAAAGGUCAAGGACUUGAAAACUGACUAUUCAAUUCUGUCUCAGCAAGCUAAGGGGAUGAAUAACAAUGGCGCUUCACCUAUUUAUAUGGGAGCUACAGCUAACGGGAGUCUUGGAUUUCAUUCGUAUAUUACCCCUGACUACUCUGGAAGAAAUUUGUUAAAUAUAGGGUCUCAAGGUGUCCACAAUGAUUGCAAUGUAACAAGUCAAGAAGGAAAGAUCAUUCCUGGAUGGGGUUGUGCAAAUGAUGAGGAUGCCUCUGAGGAGCUUGAAACUGCUGUGGUAGGAUCCACAAAGGAUGAAAAUGAGGGGGAAAUGGGAGACUACGUCAGCUCAGGAGCCGAAGACGUUGUUCGAGAACACAAUGAGCGCACCUACAAAAUGGAUGAUUCAGCAGGAAUCGGCCUUACUCCCUCCAAAUCAUAACUGGUGACAGUUUCACUUCUUUUGUGCUCUUUUGUAGUUUGACAAUAGAUGAUGUGGAUAAUCAGAACUCUGUUUCAUUGGGCCAACUUCUUUAUUUAGACAAAAAGGUUUGCCCAAAAUUUUGAAGGGGAACAGGAUAAUUAAGCUGUGUCAAACUUAAUAUACUUGGAGAUAAAUUUGGACAUCUAAAUCUAUUGUUGAUCAAAUGCUGCUACUGGUUACUUAUAAAAAAAAUGCUGCUACUGUGUACUCCA